AUGAAGGAACUUAAGCACGUUCAUGCACAGGUGAUAACAUGUGGACUUGAAACCAAUAGCUUUGCCCUCAACAGAAUCCUGGCUUUCUGUUCAGACCCAUUUCACGGAAGCCUGUCUUAUGGGUACAAAAUCUUUGAACAGAUUCAAAACCCCACAAUCUGCGUACGCAACACAAUGAUCAAAGCUUGUUUACUCAAAGAUGAAUACAUUAAAUCGAUUCAGAUAUUCAAAGACAUGUUGAGAAAUGGCAUUUGUCCUGAUAAUUACACACUUCCUUAUGUGCUAAAAACAUGUGCAAAGAUGAAAAAGAUUGGAUCUUGGGAGUUGAUUCAUGGGUAUUGCUUGAAAUUGGGUUCCUUGUUUGAUAAUUAUGUGGGCAAUACUAUGAUUCUCAUGUACUCUGCUUUUGAUGAUAUGGAAGCAGCAAAAUGUGUGUUUGAUGAGUUUUCUUGGCAUUGUGUUGUUUCAUGGACAGUUUUGAUUUCUGGGUAUGCUAAAAUUGGGGAUGUUUACACAACAAGAUUGGUUUUUGAUGAAGUUCCAUUGAAGGAUAGAGGGAUUUUGGGUGCAAUGAUUUUAGGGUAUGUGCAGAGUAAUUGUUUCAAAGAAGGAUUAAAAUUGUUUAGGCUAAUGCAAUUGAGUGGCAAUAAACCUGACGAAGCAAUAUUUGUUGGCAUAUUAUGUGCUUGUGCUCAUAUGGACUCUCUUGAAAUUAGGAUAUGA
Messenger RNA from Fraxinus pennsylvanica, 723 nucleotides. NCBI's taxonomy places the organism in Eukaryota, Viridiplantae, Streptophyta, Magnoliopsida, Lamiales, Oleaceae. The record is from the annotation of a GenBank genome assembly.